CUUAUUAAAUAGGUGUUAGACUAUGAGUGUCGCUGAGGAUGGAAUAGAGAGUGAGUACAUUCCAACUAUUGAUUUCUCCCUCCUGUCUGCCUCAGUUGAAGAUGAAGACCUCAACUUAGAGAUGCUAGAGUGGCUGUCUGAACAUGUACUGUUUGCUCUCAAAAACACAGGCUUUCUAUACCUGAAGAACUGUGGCUUGGAGAAAGAGGAAGUGGAGUUGGUGAACAAAUUGUGCAGCGACUUUUUUCAACUGCCUGAAAAUGAAAAACAAAAGUUUUCACGGGGCAGCAGUGACGAAAGAAAUCAUGGAUAUGUCGGCUACCAGGUGGAGUCUUUGGAUCCUAGACAUCCCAGUGACCUGAAAGAGGCCUUCAACUUUGUCCCAUUUGAGGUGCAGAUGUUUGGUCUACAGUGGCCAAAUGCACAGUUCGAAUCCUGUCUCACUCAAUUUUAUCUGAAGAUGAAGAAAAUAUCUCUGAGACUGCUAAUGGCUAUUGCCGUUGGUCUGAAUCAAGAUGUCAACUUCUUUUCUGAAAACCAUGAAAACAUAGGCGGGGAAGGAAACCCGACUGCUAUGAGAUGUCUCUACUAUCCACCUCUUGAGAAGUCGCAGUUAAGCAAAGUCAAACCCGGUCAAUUGAGGUGUGGGGAACACAGUGAUUACGGGUCCGUCACUCUUCUUGUCUCAGAAGACAUUAGUGGUCUACAAGUGUUGAACAGAGAGGGCAAGUUUGUACACAUAGACAAAUCAGAUGACCCAACUCACAUCCUGGUGAACGUAGGUGACCUCAUGCAGCGAUGGACUGAUGACGAAAUCUUAGCUGCUAAGCAUAGAGUAAGCUUCAACUCAGCGAAGCUACUUGAACAUUCAGAGUCUUCAGGUGAUGUGGGAAGCGUGAAUAACAGCGAAGAUUGUGAAAAAGUAGUUUGUCCGAAACGACAGUCAAUCGCGUUUUUUGUACAUCCAGACGAUCAAACUAUAGUAAAAUCGUUAAAGGGGAUUUCUAAAUAUGCCCCGAUUUCGGCAGGUGAUUAUUUGAAACAGCGAUUUCGAGAAACUUAUAAAUGAAAAAUUUUAUCACCACCUUUGUCCAUUUAAUACUGCGCUGUUUGCAUUCUUGAAGCCUAUUUGAAAUAUAUUUUCAAGAUCUA
Messenger RNA from Symsagittifera roscoffensis, 1152 nucleotides. RefSeq names its product small ribosomal subunit protein uS12. Lineage: Eukaryota; Metazoa; Xenacoelomorpha; Acoela; Convolutidae. Gene Ontology annotation, molecular function: structural constituent of ribosome; 2-oxoglutarate-dependent dioxygenase activity. Gene Ontology annotation, biological process: translation. The transcript is spliced from 6 exons. The coding region runs from base 23 to 1069 and encodes 348 amino acids. Gene Ontology annotation, cellular component: ribosome; cytosolic small ribosomal subunit. The record is from RefSeq and is a predicted model, not a curated record.